UCUCUUAAUGUAAACUAAUGGGGGGUCUGUUGGUGGUGUUAUGCAUACGUUGGGUAUGGUAUUAUAGGACGAGUAUAAAAAUGUAAGUUGAUGAGUUCGAGAGUAUCAUUCUCUGUUUGAAGCUUCCACAAUAAACAUCAAAAUGCGUGCUUUUUUGACUCUUUGUCUUAUCUCCAUUGCGGCUUCGGAAAAACUGGGAUAUAGUUACAGUCCCAGUGGUGUACUUGGAGGAGGAGGUGCUAUUGGAGGCGUAUAUAGCAGCGGCAGUGGAUAUGGAGGUUCAGUUAGCAGUGGAAGUCUGAACUCUGGUGCAGGUCCCAUUUCUUACGGAAAUGGUGGUGGAGUAGUUAGUGCAGGACUUAGCUCUGGUGGUGCAAUUGGUUCCGCUUCAUAUGGCAAUGGUGGUGCAGUGAGCAGUGGAGGCCAUAGCAUCGGGUCUGGCUCUUACAGCAACGGUGGUGCAAUUAUCAGUGGUGGACUUAGUUCUGCUGGAGGUAUCGGUUCCGGCUCCGGCUCCUACAGCAAUGGAGGACUCAGCUCUGCCGGUGGUAUCAGUUCUGGUUCCUACAGCAAUGGAGGACUCAGCUCUGCCGGUGGUAUCAGUUCUGGUUCCUACAACAAUGGAGGAAUUAGCACAGCUGGUGGUAUCGGUUCUGGCUCGUACAGCAAUGGAGGACUAAGCUCUGCAGGUGGUAUCGGUUCUGGUUCCUACAGCAAUGGUGGACUCAGCUCUGCUGGUAGUGUCGGUUCUGGUUCUUACAGCAAUGGUGGAGUCAGUUCUGCAGGUGGUAUCGGUUCUGGUUCCUACAGCAAUGGUGGACUCAGCUCUGCUGGUAGUGUCGGUUCUGGUUCUUACAGCAAUGGUGGAGUCAGCUCUGCUGGUAGUGUCGGUUCUGGUUCUUACAGCAAUGGAGGCAGUUAUUAUGCUCCAUCUCAAGUUGUUACCGAACUUAACAAAGAAUACUAUUUCCACACUGCUCCCGAAGAACCCCUAGACAUCGGCCAGAACAGCCAGAAUGCACAGUCAAUUUUGAAGAAGAAUCUACGUGUUGUCUUUAUUAAGGCCCCAGAAAACAAUGGAUUAGCCAAUGCAGCUUUGCAGGUUGCCAAACAAGCCACAGAAGACCAAACCGCUAUUUAUGUUUUGACCAAACAAGCUGAUGUGUCUGAUAUCACUCAACAAUUGCAACACAUCUCUGAAGUCCAUUCGAAGAAACCUGAGGUCCACUUCGUCAAGUACAGGACACAAGAAGAUGCUCUCAAUGCUCAACGUACAAUUCAAGCUCAAUACGAUGCUCUUGGCGGUAGUUCAAAGACCUCCAACGAAGGUGUGGCUCCAGUCUUGAAUUAUGCUUCAAGUGCUCCAGUUUCAAACUACCAAAGCUCUUCAAACCAACCUUCUGGAAGCUAUUCAGCUCCUUCCCAAGCAUCUGGUAGCUAUUCAUCCGGAGGAAGUGUGUCAGCUUCUGCGCCAUCAAGCUCAUUCUCAGCCCCAUCAAGCUCAUUCUCAGCAACAUCAAGCGGAACCGGAUCCUUUGCAGCUCCAUCAAGCACUGCAUCGUUUUCAGCACCAUCAGGUACUGGAUCUUAUUCAGCAGCACCAUCAAAUUCAUACCUAGCACCAAAGAGUUCUUACUUGCCUCCAGUGGCACUUUAAGAGAGUGUGAUUGAUUUAUUUUUUCUUUUGUUAUAUUAUUUAAUUCGAAACAAAUUUUUAGUUAAUUAGUUUUAAGAAUGAAGUAUUUUUCUACAGUAUAAAAUAUAAUUAUACCAUUUUCAUUAA
Eupeodes corollae is the source of this 1783-nucleotide messenger RNA. RefSeq lists its product as uncharacterized. The coding region runs from base 143 to 1657 and encodes 504 amino acids. Lineage: Eukaryota; Metazoa; Arthropoda; Insecta; Diptera; Syrphidae. The transcript has 2 exons. The record is from RefSeq and is a predicted model, not a curated record.